UUGUUCCUGGUUGUUAUGCUUCUCUCUCUUUCCCUCUCUCUGUGUGAUUGAUUGGCGACCUUUGCCUCCUCUCAGUCAGAGCCUCUAUCAAACGAACAGCGGCUGCAACCAGAGCCGGAACAGCCCGAGCUCCAGUCCCGGAACCGGAGCCGACUCUCGGCCGCCGCCAGGAUGCGGGUGGCCGCCGGAGCCGCGGGAUUCCUCCUGUCUUUGACUGCGAUCCCCAUCUCAUACCUGCUGAACAAGUUGUCGGCCAUGGACAGUCCUAUGGUGGUGUUUGCUACUGGUGCUGGAGUUCUCCUCGGCCUGUUGUUGGUGUUGUACCUGCUUGUCAUAGGAAGACCCCCAACGGACCCCCUAUUUUAUGCCUUCGCUGUGUUCUCCUUCACAAGUGUCAUCGAUUUAAUUAUCUCCCUGGAGCAGGAUGGCUACAUCAAUGGAUUCAUGGGAUUUUACAUGAAGGAGGGGGAGCCAUAUCUCCGCACUGCCUAUGGAAUACUGAUCUGUUACUGGGAUGGGACAGUCCAUUAUGCACUCUACCUGAUGAUGAUAGCAGCCAUAACACUGAGGUGGAGGUACCGGAGUGUUGGCCUUUACUGGCUGGGCUCCAUAAUCAUGAGUCUUGUCACCCUCUUACUUGGAACCGUUGUAGGUAAAUUUGGAACCGAAAUCCGUCCUGCUUUCCUGCUGAAUGUUCCAUAUGUGUUGAUUCCGAUUUGGGCUGGAAAGAAAAUCUACAGGAUGCCCAGAGCAUUGCCACAGGUGAUGGCGGAGCAGGUUGCUGCGGAACAGAGGAAGUGGUUGUAUCGACGGCCCCUGGAUGUGUGCUUCAUAAUUUACCUGCUGUUUGCUGCUGCCUACAUACUCUUCAAAGGCUUUAUUGCCCUUGAGUGUUCCUUUGACAUCUGUGACAGCUACGCUUAUGAUCAGGAGCCCUACCUGCUGGACCCGGUGAUGUAUGCCAAGAUCCAGGUGCUGGUCAACAUGUUCUACCUGGUGCCAUUCUUUGGCCUGGCACUCUAUGGCCUGAUUGAGCCCGGUUGUGAGUGGAUGCCCGAUCUGACUGUGGUGUUUGCAGGAGCCAUAGCCCAGGCUCAGUUUUCCUAUGUUGGUGCAUCGUUACACCCACGUACUUCCUUCACAUACCGUAUCCCCCAGGAAAUUGUACCAUCCUUCCUCUACACUAACAUCUUCUUCGCUGUUGGCGCUCAGCUCCUGGCAUUCCGCUGCGUCACAUGCUCCAACUUCUUUCUGAAAGGCAUGCCCAGAAAUACCGAGGAGAUGGAGAAGAAAGUUAACUAAGAGCGCAGGCCAAGUGGAGCAAAAGCUGAGGGUGAUCACAACUGUUGCUGCUGUUAAAAUAAUUGAAAUGAUGUUAAAUGAGGUGUCAAACAUAGUCAAGUGGAUAGCGCCCUCACCUCUGAGCCAAAAGGUUGUGGUUCCAAACCUCACUCCAGACACUUGAACACAUAAACUAGGCUGAUCCUUCAGUGCAGUUCUGAGGGAAUGCUGCACUGUCAGCGGUGCCACCUUUGGAUGAGACCUUAAACCAAGGCCCUGAGUGCCCUCUCAGGUGGAUGUAAAAAAAUCCCAUGGUGGGUGUUUUUAAGAAGAAUAAGGGAGUUAUAUUCAGCAUUCUGGCCAAUGUUUACCCCUCAAUUGAUAUCGCAAAAACAGAUUAUUUAGUCAUUACCACAUUGUUUGUGGGGAAAACCUUAAAACUCAAGUGAGGCCAUUCAGGGGUAGGGUAUCAGCUCGAUGUGUGCACAUUCCUGGAGGGAUCUUUAAAAGUUCUCCAAAUGCACUGCUCGACUUGGUCAAACAACCUUUGUUUCCCAUCUCCAAUACUUCAAUAACUAAUUAACGAAUGUAUUGAAAGAAAAUCUAAAACACACACUCACACACAGUGUUUUGAGUACUUCUACGAUAUUUGUCCAGGGUUACUUGCAGCAGUAUUCAGCAGAAUAAUCUUUAAUUCCUAAAGACUCCAGACUGAUCCUGGAGGGUGGCCAAUCCUAUUCAUAAGUUACGACAGGGAACACUUGUUCACACAAAGGGGAGUGGAAACCUGCAACUCUCCCCCCCAAAAAGCAGUUGAGGCUGGGGUUGAUUGAAAAUGACAAAUCUGAGGCUGAUAGACUUUUGUUGGGUAAGAAUAUUAAGGGUUACAGAACCAAGGUGGACAGAUGGUGUGAAGGCACAAAUUAGUCAUUGUCUAACUGAAUGGUGGAACAGGCUCGAGGGGCUGAAUGGUCAUCUCCUGUUCCUAUGAAGCCAAUCUGCAUUCCUUCCAUUGGGCUGUAUUGGUCAAUGAUUCGUGAGAAGGUUAAGGCUUUACUGGGACAAAGAAUGGGCACCUGUCCAAAAUAUCCAACAUUGUAUCUUCAGGCUGCAGAUGGAAUUCCCAUGGGACCCUGAUACAGUUCAAAGGAUUGAUCCCCUGGUAGUUAAAGCUUGCCAAUGUAUCAUGGCCGGGGGCGGGGGUGUGUGGUGGUGGUCGGUGGUGGAGAAUGAACCUCAGACAGCUGAAAUGCCACAAUUGGCUCAGUGUCCUUGAACCAGGGACAGAGAAGGGGGGAGAAAGGUCAGGCCAGUCUCACACCCUUCAUCGCUAUCCAUCUAAACCCUGUGGAAAAUUCAAACAGUGGAGCCCAGAAUGAGGCAGGUGAGGGACCUCCACCAGCUUGGUUAAGAGGGCCUUCUAAUGGUCAAUAUUGGAACUCACACAGACAAAGAAUUGGAGACCUGUGGAAGCUGUACCCCAAUGGGAUAGAGUUACCAACUCUCCAGGAUUGCCCUGCAAUCUCCAGCAGUUGAAGAUUAAUCUCCAAGCCACUGCAGCCAGCAACUUUCAAGGAGAAAAAUCGUAGGGGUUUUAACUGUUUAUGUUUUUCUUUUGCUUUGAACAUUUUUGUUAACUCGUUACAAAAAAUUUUGGACAUGGGGACAAAGGUUGUUUCUUGACCAGCUGGAUGAUUCUCGAGAGUCAGAGUCUUAUUGCUCUUGGAUUGGCUAUUGGUGGGGCAGUGGGAGGAUGGGGAUGUCAGUUGACCAAUGGGGGAACAAGUGGUGGGAGAGGGGCUGUUAGAGGCAGGAGGUCAUAUGCUGAAACUUCCAGGAAUAUACCCAACCACAGUUGACAACCCUAUAGUAAGCUUUUAGAGUGAGAGGGGGUGGAAUUUCUCAAAAGAAUCACUAUAUGACUAGUUGAAGCCCCUCCAACCAGUUCCUGUGAUGCCCCCGCCACCGCCCAGCUCUAGUUUGUCUGUAUUGCAAUUGCUAAGUUUGCUCUGGGAGUCAAAUUUUUACCUCCUUGUUAUGUACACAAGAUUGCAAAAAAGUGUUUUUUUGAAGAAAGUUCUGUUUUAUAUUAAUCUGGAUGUCUCCUGCUAUGGGUAAUGGGACUGGGCUUUGGUGAUGUUUUAUUUUACAAGAUAAUAAACUGCAAAGUUCCUUUUGGUACUAAAAUACUUGUCAGUUUUAGAUCACCAUGUCACAUAGCUGUGAGGCACAACCCUCCCCACCUGUACUGACAGAUGCCAAGAGUCUCAGUGCCAACCAUCGCAUUCACCUGCAGAUCCCAUAGACAUUGAAUUCUGUAUCACAGAACCUUAUUUCUCAUUAGAAGAGUACACAGGCAUGUUAUCCCUCCCUAGGAACUAAAUUGAGUCCAUCCUUUCAUGUUUAAUCUUUAUAAAACACUGGUGAGGUCUCAUGUGUCCAACUCUGGACACUACACUUUAGGAAGGAUGUUAAGGCCUUAGGAUGCAGAGACUUAUUGGAAUGGUCCCAGAGAUGAGGGAUUUCAGUUAUAUCGACAGUGUUGAUUGGUGAAUGGGAUUGUUCUGCUUACAGCAAAGGUUAAAGAAAGUUUUACUAGAUAUAGAGAUUUGACAAAAUUAUGAGGUGCUUUGAUAGAGUAAGUAAGGUGCAAAUGUUUUCACUGGCAGAAGAGUCAAUAACCAGAGAACCUAGAUUUAUGGUUAUUGGCAAAAGAACUAGUAAUGAUAGAGAACUUGGUUUUACCAAUUCACUAUCAAAGGGCAGUGGAAGCCGCUUCAAUAGUAAUUUUCAAAAAGGGAAUUGGAUAAAUAUUUGAAAAGGAAAACUUGCACAGCAGGAAGAGUGGGACUAAUUGGAUCUCUCUUUCAAAGAGUUGCCACAGGAAUGAUGGGCUGAAUAGCCUCCUUCUGUGCUGCAGCAUUGUGCUUCUAUUAUUUGACUCAGUUUAUGACCAGUUAAACACAUUGGGAUCAAUUAAGGAUUAUGACUGAGCUUUUGAACACAGUAAGUCAUAGUCACUGUUGUUGAACGAGCUUAAUAUUAAAUAUAUUUAAAGAUACAAAAGACUUCCUUAAAAAAAUCAUAAUAAGCAGAAUCAGAUUAAAGCACAACUUUACAAUGAUUGGGAGUAGUUGCUGUACAAAUAAUGUGUAAUAGGAUAGUCAAAGCAUUGCAAUAAACCAUUGGGUAUCACCUUAAGACAGCUCUCAAGCUUUGGAGUCACACCAUAGCAAUAUGAGGGACUGAGUGUUAAAGUGGGUUAACAUCUCAAAAUUGGGCCAAAUUCUGUGGUCAAAUUAUAGUUGAGAGUUGACUUUCUCUUUAGCUCUGAUGAAGAGUCAUACAGACUUGAAAUGUUAACUUGGUUUCUCCACAGAUGCUGGAAAAACUCAGCAGGUCUGGCCGUAUUUUCUGUUUUUAUUAUAAUUGAGUGUAUCUGUGCUCACCAUUACAAGAGCAACCUCUCUAGCACUGGAAAUUAACUUAUACAUAUGAAGUCCCAUUCCUUCAGAUAGCAAUCAUUGUUGGAGAUUUUAAAAAAAUUUUACAAAACUUUUCCAUCUCUCGUAACCCCGCUUUUCUUUCCCUUUAUUUUGCUUUCUGUAUCUGAUUUUGACAUUGAAAUAAAUAAUUUAACUGACA
Molecule: messenger RNA, 4926 nt
Organism: Carcharodon carcharias (great white shark)
Lineage: Eukaryota; Metazoa; Chordata; Chondrichthyes; Lamniformes; Lamnidae
Product: transmembrane 6 superfamily member 2-like
Exons: 10
Coding region: 172-1302 (376 amino acids)
Biological process (GO): regulation of lipid metabolic process; lipid homeostasis
Cellular component (GO): endoplasmic reticulum membrane; endoplasmic reticulum-Golgi intermediate compartment membrane
Source: RefSeq, a predicted model, not a curated record